CGGGCCAGCGGGGGCGAGGUGGCCGCGCGGGGACGCUCUCGUGGCGCCGCUCCGCCUCGGGUGGCCCUGCUGCCCCGCCCUGGUGUGAUAACUAGGGCUCCUCCUCCUCGUCGUCUUCCUCCCCCUGCCGGUCACAACUCCGGGAACCCAGCCCAAGGCCUGCCUCCCGGACACACCGAGGCUCACGUAGUCUGGUGGCGGCAGCCUCCCCUGCCACCUCCCUCCGGGCAUUCCGAUGCAGCGAGCCAGCUGGAAAGGGGGCUUCCCCGCGGCCCAACAGGGUUCUAGCCUGCUCUAGCCCCGUGAUGGCUGUGGACAUUGAGUGCAGGUACAGCUGCAUGGCCCCCUCCUUGCGCAGAGAGCGGUUUGCCUUCCAGAUCUCCCCGAAGUCAAGCAAACCCCUGAGGCCUUGUAUUCAGCUGAGCGGCAAGAAUGAAGCCAGUGGGACGGUGGCCCCGACCGUCCAGGAGAAGAAGGUGAAGAAGCGGGUGUCCUUUGCAGACAACCAAGGGCUGGCCCUGACAAUGGUCAAAGUGUUCUCCGAGUUUGAUGACCCGUUAGAUAUUCCACUGAACAUCACCGAGCUCCUGGACAGCAUUGUGAGUCUGACAACAGCGGAGAGCGAGAGCUUUGUGCUGGAUUUCUCGCAGCCCUCUGCAGACUACCUGGACUUCAGAAAUCGGCUUCGGACCGACCACGUCUGCCUGGAGAACUGCGUCUUGAAGGACAGAGCCAUUGCAGGCACGGUGAAGGUGCAGAACCUCGCAUUUGAGAAGAUGGUGAAAGUCAGAAUGACAUUCGACACCUGGAAAAGCUUCACAGACUUUCCCUGUUGGUACGUGAAGGACACGUACGCAGGUUCAGACAAGGACACAUUCUCCUUUGAAAUCAGCUUGCCUGAAAAAAUUCAGUCUUAUGAGAGGAUGGAGUUUGCCGUGUGCUAUGAGUGCAAUGGACAGACGUACUGGGACAGCAAUAAAGGCAAAAACUAUAGGAUCAUCCGGGCAGAGUUGAAAUCCACCCAGGGAACAGCCCAGCCACCAAAUGGACCAGAUUUUGGAAUAGCUUUUGACCAGUUUGGAAGCCCUCGGUGUUCCUAUGGUCUGUUUCCGGAGUGGCCUAGUUAUUUAGGAUACGAGAAGCUUGGGCCCUACUAUUAGUGACGGCCUGGGAUGGAGCCGGGCUGCGUGGGUGCAGAGGAGCCGAGCUGCAUCACCCCAGGAUGGAGAUGGAAGCCCAGAGAAAAGCUGAACUGCCAUCAGGCACAGUUUUCGAAAAGAAAGGAUCCUAGUCACUUUUUUUCUUCAAGCAGGCAAGCCAGCCGGGCUUAGAUCACAGAACUGGGUUCACACUCAGAGGAGAUGGGGGUGCGGUCUGUUUGGCACCCGCGUGGUGGCAAUGAGGGUCCAAGCAGGAUGGUGCUGGAAACAGUCUGGACAGGACCCAGGCCUGCAGGGAGCGCUGGCCAGGCCGGAGGAUGGUGGCUCAGUGACGAGGAGCCCCUCUCCCCUCGGGUGUGGGAAGUCAGUCCCCCCGGCCCCCUCUUCCUGUGGUCUUCCCCGCCCACCCAGGGCCUCCCCGCCUGUUGCAGCUGCCCUGUGUCUACGUGGGCUUCACACUUUAUCUCUGUGUGUUUGAUUUUCUUCCACAGUUCAUCUGCAGUUCAGGAAAAGAUAAUAAAGGCAGAUCAGCUCAUGACGGAGACAGGCAUUUCCUUUUUCUGACCCCACUUAGAUAUCCCAGCAGAGGACGACACACCAGCUAUGAAAAGUCAACCGGCUGCUGUGCGGUGUCACCACCCAUGGCAGGCUGGUGCCAGGCAGGACAGUCAGGAGGGGGACACUUUUAGCUCCACCUCUUGGCGCUGGGGGGAACUUUCUAAGCACUCUUACCCUGAGUCACCCGAGGGCUCAAUUACAAGACUUGCUGUAACUUGCCAAGCUGGUUUGCCCGUGUCUCUUUCUUCACGAAAGGAUUUUAGGAUCUCUUUUCCUGGAGAGUCAUCUUUUAUGCUGUGCUCAGGACGUUUGGAUUUGCAGAUUAAGUGUAUCCUCGGCACCUUCAGGAAGUGCUUGGUUGUAUCCUGACUGUGAUUUACAACCUCCACGUUGUAAACAGCACCUUACAAGCCCCCACGGACUUUGACUUGGUUGAUCUUACCUAUGGUGUGUGGGUACGUAAAGGGAUAGGGGAGAAGAACCUCACCGAGUUCUCAGAUGUCGUUUUCGCUGUUUGCCAACUCUGAAAUAUCAGAUAUUAUUUGUUCUUAACCACAUUGGACUAAAGCAUUAAAAGUCUGUUGGUUCA
Molecule: messenger RNA, 2307 nt
Organism: Lagenorhynchus albirostris (white-beaked dolphin)
Lineage: Eukaryota; Metazoa; Chordata; Mammalia; Artiodactyla; Delphinidae
Gene: PPP1R3B
Product: protein phosphatase 1 regulatory subunit 3B
Exons: 2
Coding region: 306-1160 (284 amino acids)
Biological process (GO): regulation of glycogen catabolic process; regulation of glycogen biosynthetic process
Cellular component (GO): protein phosphatase type 1 complex
Molecular function (GO): glycogen binding; protein phosphatase regulator activity; protein phosphatase 1 binding
Source: RefSeq, a predicted model, not a curated record